Ricinus communis (castor bean) is the source of this 2567-nucleotide messenger RNA. RefSeq lists its product as uncharacterized. The transcript has 2 exons. The record is from RefSeq and is a predicted model, not a curated record. Lineage: Eukaryota; Viridiplantae; Streptophyta; Magnoliopsida; Malpighiales; Euphorbiaceae. The coding region runs from base 329 to 2284 and encodes 651 amino acids.
UCCAAAACUACUUGUUGAAUCUUUCUGCAAUAACUUCUCUCUCAAAAUUCCAUUAAUCUCUAUCUACCUGUCACUCUUCCAUUGGUCACACUCUCUUCUUCCCCUUCUUCCUCUCUGUCUCUCUCUCUGUGUUUCACAUGCAGAGAGUAGAAUAGAAUAAAUAAAAUCCCAAUAUUCUUCUCAAUAUUUAAAGACUCUGGCUCCUUCAAGAUUGUAAGCACAGAGUACAUUUUAAUAAAUAAAAAAUCCAGUCUUCUCUAUCUCUAAAAACUCUGUCAUCUUCAAGAUUAUAUCUGUUUUCUUUGCUUUGUAAAGAAAAAGAAGAAGAAUGGAAUUAGUCCCGUAUACGGACCCCAAAUCAAAGCCAGAAUCCACAACUCUUCCAUGGCAGGAUAUGUUCAGAUCCGCUUCAUUUAACAAACCCACCACCAGCCACCCGCCAAAACCGCCACCCAGUUCAUCAAGCAAACCCAAUUCAUCAAACUCAAAUAAUCCAGAUCGCAAAACUACUUUAUCAGGUGAUCCUCAGGUGAGACUUGCUCUUUACAUAGCCAUGGCUCAUGCUGGUCUUGCUUUUACCAUCUUUAUUCUUUAUUUUGUGUGUAAACUUCUGCAAGAAUAUUUAAGGCCGAUUCAAUGGGCUGUCUUGUGCUCUAUUCCUUUGAGAGGGAUACAAGAAACUCUUGUUGCUUUUUGGAAGGAACCUUUAGCAUUAGGCCUUACUGAGACUGUUCUUGCAGUUCCUGUCGCUAUUUUUAAAGCUUUUGUAGGUACUCUUGUUGAUAUAAAGGAAGUUCUUUUAAGGGUUUUUCUUAAAAAGGCAAAAACAAGCGGUCCUAGAAGAAAUAGAAGAAGUGGGUUUUCGAAGUUAGUAAGAUGGUUAGUAUCAUUUGGGGUUUUUGUGAUUGCUUAUGAGAGAAUUGGUGGCAUGGGUUCACUGGUGAUUCUUGGUUUAGGGUUCAUGUGUAGUAGUAAAACUGCAGAUUCUACAUUUUCUGCUGUCUCUUCUUUUAGGACUAACAGCUUUAGGCGUAGUGCAAUUGGUGCUUUCUUUACUAGAGGAAUAUCCAGAAGAUUGAAAACUAUGGUUGCAAUUGGGUUGAUCGUUGCUAUGAUUGUUGGGUUUUUGGCUGGAUUGAUAUUUUUCUCUUACAAGAUUGGUGUUGAAGGGAAAGAUGCAGUCAUUUCCUUGAAAUCACAUGUGGAAGAGAGUAAUUAUGCAGAAAGGAUUGGCAUUAAGAAGUGGAUGGAAGAGAAUGAUGUUCCUGGAAUGGUAGAUAAGUACACUACCACCGUCUAUGAAACUGUAUCUGAUCAAAUAGAUAGUUUAGCAAUGCAAUAUAACAUGACUGAGCUUGUCACUGGCAUCAAGCAUUUUGUUAUUAGUACUCCAGCUAAUUCAUCUCAACAAUCAUCUGCUUUGAUGAGCCCAUCUCCUUACACAGAGAAGCUUUUGAGUUUAAGGACAAAAGUCAGCAACCGGCAAUGGGGAGAAAUAUAUUCAGAAUUAGAUGCAAUUUUUAGGGAACUGAUAAUCACCCGGGAGGAUCUAGUUGAGAAAGCAAAAGGGUUUGCUCUUCGAGGGAUGGAUGUGUCACAACGUGUAUUUGCAAGUAGUGCUUCUGUUUUAGGUGGUGGUGCUAAGCUCAUGUUCUCUGUGGGAAACUCCAUCAUAUCUGGUGCAGCAGAGGUUUUCAAUUUUGUCUCUCAAUCAAUGGUGUUCUUUUGGGUUCUCUAUUAUCUAAUCACAUCCGAGUCUGGUGGAGUAACUGAACAAGUGAUGCAAAUGCUCCCCAUUCCAAAAUCAGCUAGUACUAGAUGUGUUGAAGUUCUUGAUAAUGCUAUUUCCGGAGUUCUUUUGGCUACUGCUGAGAUUGCAUUCUUUCAAGGAUGUCUUACAUGGCUCUUAUUCCGACUGUACAAGAUACACUUCUUGUAUGUGUCAACUGUCCUUGCAUUCAUCAGUCCACUGUUUCCAAUCUUUCCAUCUUGGUUUGCAACCCUUCCAGCCACCUUGCAACUGGCAAUAGAAAGUAGAUACAUCAUGGCUAUUACCUUGUCCAUUAUUCAUGUUGUGCUCAUGGACUAUGGUGCAUCUGAAAUUAAAGAGGACAUACCUGGUUACAGUGAAUAUCUUACAGCGCUCAGCAUUCUUGGUGGAAUGACACUCUUUCCAUCUGCAGUGGAGGGAGCAAUAAUGGGGCCAUUAAUAACCACUGUUGUGAUUGCACUUAAGGAUCUAUAUGCUGAAUUUGUUUUGGAAGAAAAUAAGAAGAAUGAUUAGCAGAAAGAAGUUUGAACCCCUGCUACUGCAUAUUUCUAUUCUUUUAUUCGCAACCUGUGAAGUGAUGUAAAUCAGUUUGAGCCACUUCAAGCAAAAGCAACAUAUCUAUCUGCAUGGUUUGUUCAUUCAAUUUUAGUUUGUUUUCGGUAGAAUAGAUGGCUAUUUUGUAUGUAUUUUCUUUGUUAAAUUGUAUAUUUGAUUUCCCAUGUAUGCUACCGUUGUAAGAAUUUAUGGAAUCCGUCUUCCACAUGAUACGAGAAUUCAAGGAGUUGUUUGAGUUCCA